This is a messenger RNA of Oncorhynchus masou masou (cherry salmon), 951 nucleotides long. Its product is annotated as adenosine receptor A2a-like. NCBI's taxonomy places the organism in Eukaryota, Metazoa, Chordata, Actinopteri, Salmoniformes, Salmonidae. The coding region runs from base 1 to 951 and encodes 316 amino acids. The record is from RefSeq and is a predicted model, not a curated record. Gene Ontology annotation, molecular function: neurotransmitter receptor activity; G protein-coupled adenosine receptor activity; G protein-coupled serotonin receptor activity. Gene Ontology annotation, cellular component: plasma membrane; dendrite. The transcript is spliced from 5 exons. Gene Ontology annotation, biological process: G protein-coupled adenosine receptor signaling pathway; chemical synaptic transmission; G protein-coupled receptor signaling pathway, coupled to cyclic nucleotide second messenger.
AUGAACAUCAGUACCAGGGAUAGUUGCGAUGCAUUCCAACUCUCCAGUCGCCACGUCCCCGUCCCCAGUAUUACUUGGCCCUACAUCGCCGCUGAGCUGCUCAUCGCUCUCCUCGCUAUCGCUGGGAAUUUCCUGGUCUGUCUGGCCGUGAACCGAAACCGGAAGCUACGCACCGUCACCAACUUCUUCCUGGUGUCGCUUUCGGUGGCCGACAUCUUUGUGGGCGUGCUGGCGAUCCCGUGUGCCGUGUUGACCGACUUGGGCCAGCCGCGCCACAACCUGCCUCUGUGUCUGCUCCUCCUGAGCGUGCUCAUCGUGCUAACCCAGAGCUCCAUCCUCAGCCUGCUAGCGGUAGCCGCAGAGCGCUACGUGGCCAUCCUGCUGCCGCUCCAGUACCAGAGGAUCGUGAGCCCCAGGAACGCCCGGCUGGCCCUGAUCCUCACCUGGUGUCUGGCCCUACUCUCUGGUUCCAUCCCUCUGAUGGGCUGGCACGAAUCACUGCCACCUUCUGGGGCCUGUCUCUUCCCCUGUGUGGUCAAUUUGAGUUAUAUGGUCUACUUCAACUUCCUGGGCUGCGUGCUGGUUCCCCUGGUGGUCAUGUUUAUCAUCUACGGUCGCAUCUUCCUCACGGUCCGACAGCAGCUCAGACGCAUCGCAGCCGGGAGGGGACCAGCCAGCGAGUAUAAGCGAGCGGUGCGUAUGCGCCGUGAGGUGAGAAAAGCCACCUCUCUGUUCCUGGUGUUGUUCCUGUUUAUGCUGUGCUGGCUGCCUCUCCACUUCCUGAACUGUGUUACGUUGAUGUGCCCACGCUGCCACGUGCCCCUGCCCCUCACCCUGGCAGCCAUACUGCUGUCCCACGCCAACUCUGCCCUUAACCCGCUGCUCUAUGCCUAUCGCAUGAGGUCCUUCAGACACACACUGAGGGCGCUCUGCUGCACACACACUGCAUGA